Messenger RNA from Carassius auratus (goldfish), 1152 nucleotides. RefSeq names its product opioid growth factor receptor-like. The transcript is spliced from 6 exons. NCBI's taxonomy places the organism in Eukaryota, Metazoa, Chordata, Actinopteri, Cypriniformes, Cyprinidae. The record is from RefSeq and is a predicted model, not a curated record. The coding region runs from base 352 to 963 and encodes 203 amino acids.
CUGCACUUUCUGAUCGCAACUGAUGUGUCAGAGCGAGCCGAGAGUCUCAUGCAGCCGUUUUUGAGUAGAUGAACCAGUACAGAAGCAAAUACAAUCUAAUAUGAAUUUGUAUUUAAAAGUCUGAUAUCCCAAUGUUUCUUGACAAAUACAGGAGCUUUUACAGUCAGACUACAUACCUACAAGUCAGUCAUGGAGACCAGUACCGUCCUGAGACACUUCCAGAUCAAACCUUAUCCAGCUCAACAGGCCGUAACAAGGAAUUUACCCAUUGACACCCGAAGCUGGAUCACAAAUGAUUUGCGUAAACAUUCCUGUCUACAUCUACUCCGGUGGUGAAACAAUAGCGGACUGAUGACAGCUCACUCAGGGCGGAUCUUAGCCAGUAACACCACAGCCACCACGGAGCACCCCACAGUCGGUAUGGCUUCCAGUAUUGAAUCAGUGGACACCAUUAUACUGGGAGUGUCUGUAAUAGCAGUUGUUGUGAUAAUACUGCUAAUUAUAACCAUGGUUCUCCGCUUCAUGGCCCAUCAGAAAGGUACAUAUUACACCCAUGAGGAGGCUUUAGCAUUUAAGAGUGACCCUGAGGUGCAGGAGGUCACCGAAGAUCCAGAAGAUCGGGAAGCUUCAGAAGCUCCAGAAGAUCCGGAAGAUCGGGAAGCUUCAGAAGCUCCAGAAAAUCCAGAAGAUCCGGAAGCUUCAGAAGCUCCAGAAAAUCCAGAAGAUCCGGAAGCUUCAGAAGCUCCAGAAGAUCUGGAAGCUUCAGAAGCUCCAGAAAAUCCAGAAGCUUCAGAAGAUCCGGAAGCUUCAGAAGAUCCGGAAGAUUCAGAAAAUCCGGAAGCUUCAGAAGCUCCAGAAGAUCUGAAAAAUCCAGAAGAUCCGGAAGAUCCUGAAAAUAAGCAAGACACGGAAGACCCGGAAGAUCCGGAAGACCUGGAAGAUCCAGAAGAAGAGGAGCCUUAGUAUCUUCUGGCGGGAAGCCUUUUGGGACGUUUCCUGUGUGAAAUGUAUCACUGUGCGCGACAGAAGGAUCUGUCUUGGUUCUUCUUCCUUUUUGCUCUCCAAUUACAUAUGCCUUUUCCAACAGAUGUCCUAUUCGGACGGCUUCACACUCAACCACUACUAAAAUAAAACAGAUUUCCAUGUGGAGAA